Messenger RNA from Piliocolobus tephrosceles (Ugandan red Colobus), 392 nucleotides. It is a transcript of the gene ATP5ME, whose product is annotated as ATP synthase membrane subunit e. The coding region runs from base 11 to 328 and encodes 105 amino acids. Gene Ontology annotation, biological process: proton motive force-driven ATP synthesis. Lineage: Eukaryota; Metazoa; Chordata; Mammalia; Primates; Cercopithecidae. The record is from RefSeq and is a predicted model, not a curated record. Gene Ontology annotation, molecular function: proton transmembrane transporter activity. Gene Ontology annotation, cellular component: proton-transporting ATP synthase complex. The transcript has 4 exons.
CUGACGGCGCAUGCGUCCGUCCAGCUCCGCCUUUGCCUCCAAGGCUUUGCGGUCUUUGCGGCGUCCUCUUCCGACUGCGGGUUGUGCUUCCGGUGCGGAGGUCACGGACAAGAUGGUGCCGCCGGUGCAGGUCUCUCCGCUCAUCAAGCUCGGCCGCUACUCCGCCCUGUUCCUCGGUGUGGCCUACGGAGCCACGCGCUACAGUUACCUAAAACCUCGGGCAGAAGAGGAGAGGAGGAUAGAAGCAGAGGAGAAGAAGAGGCAGGAUGAACUGAAACGGAUUGCCAGAGAAUUGGCAGAAGCCCAAGAUGACAGCAUAUUAAAGUGAGUGACCCUGCGACCCUCUCUCUGGAGCAGCAGUGGAUGAAUAAAGCCUCCUGUGCUGUGUGAUA